AUGGGAUUGCUCGGCCUGCUACAUCUGCAUGGCCACCUUGACCUGCUUGCAUCAUCACCGGACUAUAUCUACCUGUUCCAUUUACUCACACGCCAGCAUUUCUGCUCUACAGGUUCCUCACGAGGUCUCGGACUCGCCAUCGCUAAAGCCUUCCGCGCCGAAGGAGCACGAGUUGUACUGAACUACUUCAAGUCCGACCUGACGCGGAUCCACCAUCUCGAAAAGGAACUUGGAGUGUUCCCGAUUGGGGCGGACAUCACGGAUCCGGACCAAGUGAAGGCGCUCUUCGCGACGGCCGAAUUUCACUUCGGCCAACCCAUCACGACGGUGGUGAACAAUGCCAUCGUGGGAGACUUUGAGUUCAACGGCGAUGCAAGGCCCAAACUGGCCGCCGGUGAGCUCACAUGGUCGAACUUCGACUCUCAGCUUCAGGGGUUCCUUCGCGGGACGCUCAACACGACCCAAGCCGCCCUGCCUGGAUUUGAGAGGAUCGGGUCUGGCCGCAUCAUCAACAUCGGCUCCAAUCUUGUCCAGAACCCCGUUGUGCCGUACCACGACUACACGGCGGCCAAGGGCGCAUUGUUGGCCUUCACCAGAACUUGUGCCGCGGAGCUGGGUCCCAAGGGCAUCACGGUCAAUCUUGUCGCAGGCGGACUGUUGGACGUCACGGAUGCGAGUGCCAGUACGCCCAAGGAGGUGUUUGCCCAGAUCAAAGCCGUGACCCCGCUGAGAAAAGUCACUAUCCCAGAAGAUGUUGCAGGGGCAGUAUUGUUUUUCGCUAGUCCGUGGGCCGCUGGCGUCACCGGUCAGCAGCUGGUCGUUGAUGGCGGAUUGGUCAUGAAUUGA
This is a messenger RNA of Exophiala dermatitidis NIH/UT8656, 846 nucleotides long. RefSeq names its product 3-oxoacyl-[acyl-carrier protein] reductase. Bases 1 to 846 code for a protein of 281 amino acids. The transcript has a single exon. The record is from RefSeq and is a predicted model, not a curated record. NCBI's taxonomy places the organism in Eukaryota, Fungi, Ascomycota, Eurotiomycetes, Chaetothyriales, Herpotrichiellaceae.